ACAGUCUACCUAGAAUAAAAAUACUCCCACAAAGGUUGGUGCACGUUCAAGUGCUGAAAAUUUGUUUUGGUGUUGGAUAAUUAAUUUAUUAAGAAGGUUUUAAGUAGGCUGUAUAAAAUUACGCUAGGUAAGGCCAAAGUCAAUAGCACAUAAAUAGUAAGGAACAUAUUAAUGGAAAAAAAUAUUAGGUAUGUACUGCUCGCAGUGGUCUGUAAGCAGACGAAGUUUGGAAUAUGAGAAUUUAUAGGUAUUUACUGUUAGCUAGUGGUUAGCUAGAUAAGUAGUAGCUAGUAUUGUACGUACAUUUCAGAUAGGUAAUUAGAUUGACACAUUUGGCAAAUAGGUAGUUUGGUCUUAUUGCCUUGUUUAUUAUUGCCAUGAUAAACGAAAAAAAAAAAUAGAUUGACAUUGGCAUUUGGGUGUCAAGUGUCAAGUGUCAGCUAUCAAAAUUGAAUAAAAAUAACCACAUAACCUAAAAACUGAACUAAAUAAUAAGAAAAUAAUAGAAAAAUAUUAAAAAUUUACAUUUAUUAUAAUACUUGUAAUGGUGUUUAAUAAAGGAUGGCGUUUUGCAGCAUUAAUCGGUGGUAUGGUUGGCCUGGUCGGGCUGACGUUAUAUCCCAUCGCUGUAAGCCCCAUGAUAGAUUCUUCAAAAUAUAAGGAAAUCCAGAAAGUAACAAGGAAAAAUAUUAAACAAGAGGACAUACAACCUGGAAAUAUGAAAGUAUGGACAGAUCCAUUUGAUAGGAAGAAACCACAAAAUGAGUAAUGCUUGUAAAUAGUUAGCUUGUAUAUAAUUUGUUUUUAAUUUUAGGAAAUAUAGAUUUUAUUUAAAUAA
Colias croceus (clouded yellow) is the source of this 838-nucleotide messenger RNA. RefSeq names its product small integral membrane protein 20. The record is from RefSeq and is a predicted model, not a curated record. Gene Ontology annotation, biological process: mitochondrial respiratory chain complex IV assembly. The transcript is spliced from 3 exons. NCBI's taxonomy places the organism in Eukaryota, Metazoa, Arthropoda, Insecta, Lepidoptera, Pieridae. Gene Ontology annotation, cellular component: mitochondrial inner membrane. The coding region runs from base 545 to 769 and encodes 74 amino acids.